AUGUCCUUUGAGGAGUACCAGGCAAUUCUGCCUGAGCUACUCAGUGCCCCUGGAACUACCCAGCCUGCUCCUCCGGAAACAACCCAGCCUGUGCUUGAAGCAACAGCAAUCACGACCCAACCCAAGCCAUCGAACAAUGUCCGAGCCAAGGGCUUUGUGGAUAUCAUCGAGUACCAUAGCGAAGGUCACGAAGUGGAAAUUAUCCCCGCCGAACGGUUUCUUCCCACAAAGAGAAAGAGCAACAAAAAGCAACAAACGUACAAAGACUACGCAGUUGUGCUCCGCCGAACAUGGGUGCAGGGGAAAAACGCCCCCGUAGAAGUCGAAGUGCAACUGGAAAUCCAGUCCGUGGCCCUCUGUCGAGCAUUCCGAAAGAUUGCCGUCAACUCUUAUGAGGACACUGACCUAUCGAGUUUCCCGAUCAAGCUCAAAAGUCCCUUCCCGGAGAUUUUCUUCUACCGGGAUGAGAUCAAAUCCUUGAUGGAAGAUGAGAGCAGAAGCGAGGAGGUCCGUCAGGGCGCUGGGGCCUUGUACGGUUUCGUGCUCAAGAACAGGCUCAUGACGAGUAUCGUGGCAGAUCACGAAAAGUACUUUAACGAAGGCCAGGUCAUUGGCGACAUCCUCUGGACCAUUUACCCUCCAAACAGCCUGGUGGUCAUCGAUACUGGAAAGCUUCAAGAGUGUUGGAUUUGCCGCAACGUCGCGAGCUACCAGCACGGGGACGGAUACCUUUGGAUGGUGACUGGCUUCAGAAUUGGAUACGAUGGAUCCUCCCCUGGACUUACUAAACAGACUUUCAAGCUUCCGGUUUCGGACAAGCAGGUGUGUAAGAUCUCAGAUCUGCCCCUGGUCCCAAUCAAGAACUACCAGGGCUGGCCUUCGUUGAGAGAAACUUUGCUUGCCAGGGCCGCAACUUUGCAAAAGGUGCUCGGAAAGGACCUGUCACAAUUUGCGCCACAAACAUACGCCAACGUUGGAUGGCGGACCGAGUUCAGUAGCUACAGCGCAUUGCUGAACCCUAUGUUGCUCGCCAAACAGCUUGAUGACCGUGUGGUGGUGGACUACAAGUCGUUCCUCGAUGAGAACCAAGGCAGCGCGGCUGAGCUCGUGGAUUUUCGGAGCAAGCUCAAGAAAACCAAAUCGACGGCAAAGGCAAAAGCAAGGGGCGUCUUUUCUAGCGAUCGCCAUAGAAAGAAAGACCGUCGUCGUCGCCGCCGGCAUCACGGUUUCAUGGGCUACCCGCCCGACGAUUCCGACUCCGACUUCGACUUAGACUCCGACUCCAACUCUGACUCCGACUCUAACUCUGACUCUGAUUCCGCCGGGGUUGAUCCCGAUGCGUCCGGGACCGCCGUGGAUGCCCAAGAGUCUGAAGGCUCGCCCGAGCCUGACCUCGGCAAUUUGGAUGGGUUGUCCGAAGCGGUAGAAGAGAGCUUCAGCGUCUCGAAGGAGAACUUCAACCUUUUGUUCCCCGCCCUCGUUCCUGCGUUUGGGCUCAAGAAGAAGAAUUGGCUCUGGGUACUCAGCGAUCAACUUCGGGAUGUCGCUUGGAACAUGGUCGCAUUCAAAUCCCUGCAACUGGAAAAGGCAACGAAGCAUCUCGUCCAAGCUCUGGUGAAGGGCCACAAGGCCAACUCGACUGCGUUUGACGAUGUGGUACCCGGUAAAGGCCAAGGGCUGGUUUUUCUUUUGCACGGAAAGCCUGGAUUGGGGAAAACUCUCACUGCUGAGAGUGUCGCAGACUACCUUGAGCGUCCCCUGUAUUCCAUAUCAGGUGGAGAGCUGAGCACCGAGGUCACACAGUUGGAGAAGAGGCUGGAUGUAAUCUUUGCUCUGACCAAGAGAUGGGAUGCCGUCUGCCUCCUCGACGAAGCCGACGUGCUCUUGUGCAAGCGAAACUCGGCCGAGAUGGACCGAAAUGCCAUCGUUGCAGUGUUUCUCAGGAAGAUCGAGUACUUCCAGGGUGUUUUGUUCCUCACCACUAACCGCAAGCAAGACUUUGACGAGGCAUUCAAGAGUCGAAUUCAUGUCACGAUUUCCUACGGGGACCUGUCAGACGAAGCCCAGUCAAUGAUCUGGGAGCAGCUGAUUACCACAAAUAAAGAUGUGCAAAAAGACGAUUCCUGGACUGCUGGCGCUUAUUCAGCCCUUGGGAAGUUGAAGCUCAAUGGCCGGACAAUCAAGAACAUUUUGCGGACGGCUGUCGCAUACGCCAAUGCUGAUGGGGAAACACUUGGCCUUCGCCAUGUUCUGGCGAUUUUGCAGACCGAGCUUAAGGAAGUCGAUGAGGAAUCGUCAGUGAGCACGGACAGCUUGGAGAGCACCAAGAAGGCUCAAGUCAAGGCUGCUUUGGAUGAUUUGCAACGGUUAUUGGGAUAG
Messenger RNA from Fusarium keratoplasticum, 2379 nucleotides. RefSeq names its product AAA domain-containing protein. The transcript has 7 exons. Lineage: Eukaryota; Fungi; Ascomycota; Sordariomycetes; Hypocreales; Nectriaceae. The record is from RefSeq and is a predicted model, not a curated record. The coding region runs from base 1 to 2379 and encodes 792 amino acids. Gene Ontology annotation, molecular function: ATP binding; ATP hydrolysis activity.